AUGGGAAAUUAUAUAUCUAUAUUUCAAAUCCCCCUGGUCCCACGGCUGUGGGAUAUACAACCACCAUCCAGGAGGGUCAUUACUGAUAAAGAAUGUAUAACACAGCCUUCGAUGAACAGGUUAGUGGAUAGUUGCAGCUGGUAUCACUAUAGAGUUAUGUGGGAGUGGGGGUUUACAUGUAACAGGGUUUAAAAUGAAAGUUGUGACUUUAUUGAUUAUUAGUUUUAUGAUUUUUUUCACUAGGCUCAUUAUGAAAUCAAUGAAUGAUUACUAUAGUAAUUAAAAUUAUAAUGAUCAGAAUACCUAUGUGACUUUAUUAAUCACAUUUUCUUCCUUAAUUAGGAUACAUCGAAAAGAAAAUAAACCCCAAAGCAUACCUCUAGGGGGCAAAUGGUGUCCUGGACAGAGCCAUGAAAAAACGGCUUACUGCAGCCACAUGAAGGCUAAACCAUGGACCAAGAGUCUGCUUGAUGACAUAGAUCAGACAAGUGUUUGGAAGCUCAGGUAAAUGUAGCAUGACACACAGAAUGACUGACUAUAACGCUAUAAGGUUAUCUAAACCAACCCACAGUGUACUCCGUGAACCAGAACCCUACUUCUAACACUCGCUGUCUGUGUAAGCAAGAAGCCAGUGAGAGAAGUAUUGCAGUGAAUAACUUAACUGGUUUCUCUAAAUCAAAGUCACAAAUUGUUUGAGACUACUACUGCAAUAUGACUUGCCAGACAUCGCCUAAUUUCAUUACGGAAUAUAUUUUACUGUAAACAGAAACUUAUUGUAAAAGAAAUCAUUUAAAGUAAAAACAACACAACCAAUAUGUGAUCACUGAAAAGACAGGUGCUAUCAUAAUGUUAUUAUAAAUGGAGUAUGAUUGACAGAUAGAGAAGGACAGGGCAUCCGAUGGAGAGUAGGGAUAGGAUGUAUGAUGUGAGGAAGAGAGAGAAAGAGAGAGGAUGGAUUGAUAGAUGGAAAGGAAGAAAAGAACACAACUACUGACAUUAUUUUGUUUUGUCACAAUUUCUUUAUUGAAAGUUUUGUUCACAUACAAAUAUGUCAGUACAUAGCAAGCACUGGUACCAUCAUGUUUUAGCAAAAGUUCAAAAAAUACAAUAAUGCAUUUUCCACUGAGGUGUACGUGUAACAGUGCUUUCUUUCAAAUAUAACGGAAAGCAAAUCAGAAAUAAUGAGAAAACUGCAAAUUAAACCAUCUAAAUUCAUAAACGCCUGCUAUAGUGUAAAAAUCAUGUCUCCUACUUGCUUCUAUGUUCUCUGAAAUAUAUUCUGGGAAUAUGCAAACUCAAGAACUCUUUGUAUCCCCAUUGUACCUUUUAUCGAUAUCCAUUUGGGCUUAAGAUCUAACUGUAAAGCAAUAAAGUGAAUAGGUGAGAGCAAACACACAGAAUGGUAAAAUACUACCACUUUAAAAUCUUGAAUGGCAAAUGGUAGCUGUCAGAUAUAUAUUGCUGAGCCUAUUCCUAGCAGGCUCAGACUUUCAAGGCUCUUCAAUAUAUAACCUCCGGAUUGCUGCUUACUGGAUCUGCUUAGUCCCAAGAACAUGACUUCCAAACUUGCAUAAGUGAAAAAAACACUAUUUAGUGGGCACACAGUGCGAUAUGUAAAACACUAAGAUAAAAAUAAGUUUAAAAAAUAAAGCACAGUAAAAAUAAAGACAGGAGGAGGCCCAGUGUAUUCCUUUCAUUGGAUGCAGAAAAAUCAUUUGAUAGGCUACACUUGGCCUUCCUUUUAUCAGUUCUUAGGAAAUAUAAAUUUCCCUCGAUGUUUUUGUCAAUGGUAAAACCAUUAUAUAGUAAUCCAAGUGCAAAGAUAUCAAAGUUUUGGAUUCCUAUAAUAACUGUUCGUAUUAUAAAUUAAACUUAACGAAAACACAAGCUAUGGGGUUAAAUAUGUCUAAUCAGGAUCUACAGAAUAUAGAACAAAAUUUUAGAUAUGAUUGGAGAUCCGAUCAUCUUAAAUUCUUAAGGGUUGCGUUCAUGCCAAGUACGAGCAAAUUAUAUAAGGUUAAUUAUACUAAAUUAUACGAGGAUAUUAAGAACCUAUUACUAGGGUGGAAGGGGAAAUUUAUCUAUUGGUCUGGGUGAAUAGCGGCUGUAAAGAUGGUAAUUAUACCUAAAUUUCAAUACUCAUUUAGAUCCCUACAGACUGCAGUUCAUUCCAAUUAUUUUAAGGAAGUACAGAAAAUUAUUAUAUAAUCAUAUAAAAAUGCUUAUAUCUGGAGAAACAAAUGCCCGAGAAUUGUGGUCUCUAUAUUAUAUAAACCAUUUGAACAAGGAUAAAUGAGUGCACCUAAUAUUAGAUUAUACUAUCACGCUUCAGUAAUCAGUUCUUUAAUCAAUGCCCAGUCUAGCAUUUCUUUACCACAUUGGGCACAAAUAGAAUCAGACCAGAUACAAAAUUGUCAAGUGACAUCAUUGAUAUGACUGCCAAAAACACUUAGGCCUAAAUUGACCCAAAUGCUACCUCUAACGGUCCUUACUGUACAAAUUUGGGCUUUAUAGAGACAUAGACAUUCAUCGUAUGGGCCCAUUUCAUCUGCUAUGCCUAUUUCAACACUUUCACAACGUUUAAUUAUAAAUCAUGGGGAAAAUAUGGAGUUAGAUUUCUAUAUCAGGUAAUUCACGGUAAAGAGGUAGUAGACUUUUAAAUUUUGAAAGUAAAAUAUAACCUUACUAAUAUAGCAUACUAUUCAUAUUUACAACUUCAGUCAUGGAUGCGUAGGCUUUUUGUAUUAGACCCAAAUAAUAAAUAUGGGCAGCAAUUGACUGACCUCAAACAAAUGUGUAUGGGGCUUAAAAAAACAGGAACAUUUUUUCCUUGCUUAUGCCUAUAUGGUUAAAUCAGCACAGCCAAGUUUACAUAACUUCAUGGAGGCAUGGCAUAAAGAUAUGGGGAAAAUUCUUUCAGAAUGUGAAUGGAAUUAAAUCUUUAAAGCACAUAAAAAUAUAACAUUAUGUUCAUAUCAUAUAGAUCGCUGAAGAAAAAUGCUUUACAGGUGGUAUUGCCCCAAACUAAGACUUUUUGGAGAGCGAUUGCAGGCCUUAUUACAUCUUGUACUGGCAUCACCCUUCCUUUAGAGCCAGACUGUUUCUUAUUAAAAAAUGUCCACAGCAACCUCCUAAAAUAGAAUCAAUAUCUUAUUUAUCAUAUAAUAAUUAGUGCAUUAGGAAAUAUAGGUAAAAUUGGUUGAUGACUGAUGAUGUGUAAUCAAAUCAUUAUUGUAUAUGUAAAGUGAUUAUGAAAAAAUGUUAACCCCUUAAGGAUGGCAGGUCCUUGGGGACCCGACUCUAAACGCUGGCGGGUGGCAUAGCACGUCAACACCGUCCUAUUUACUUACCUGCCUUAUCGCGAUGGUGGGACUUGCCUGGCAUCUCAGGGAGUCCCCCUGCUGCUGAUCCGGACCUCAUGGGCCAUGGGAUCGCGAGGUCCUUGCGAGGACCUCACGAUCACAUGGACGAAAUAGCCGUCCAUAGCAGUGCCAGUAGGGGGAGUGCCUGGAUUGACAGGCAGUCCCCCUGCUGCAUGAAAUAAAGUAAAAUAAAAUUUUGACAAAGUUUAAAAUUAAAUAAUAUAUACUUAGAUCAUAUAUAUAUGUAUAUAUAAAUUAUAUAUGAUCUAAGUAUAUAAUAAACUUACACAUACAUACACAUACACUAAGUUUUUCUUUAAUUAAUAUAUAUAUGUAUAUUAUUAUCAAAAUACACGUAGAAUGAUAUUAAUUAAAUAUAUAUAUAUAUAUAUAUAUAUGUAUGUAAAAAAUAAAAAUACUUUAAAAAAAUUAUAUAUAUACACACAUAUAUAUAUAUAUAUAUAUAUAUAUUAAUUCUAUGUAUAUAUUUAUGUAAUAUUUUUACAUAAUUAAGUCAUUUUAUUAAUUACGAUUUGCUGAACCUGCCUUAAAUACCGCUAAAAAAAUACCCAGGCAGAAAGUCCAGAGAAUUCAAUUUGCUAGCACUAUAUUUAACCCUGUAACUUUCCAAGACACCAUAAAACCUGUACAUGGAGUUUACUGUUUUACUCGAGAGACUUCGCUGAACACAAAUAUUAGUGUUUCAAAACAGUAAAAUGUAUUACAACGAUGAUAUCAUCAGUGAAAGUGUAGUUUUUUUGCAUUUUUCACACACAAACGGCAUUUACACUGACGAUAUAAUUGUUGUGAUACGAUUUACAGUUUUGAAACACUAAUAUUUGUGUUCAGCGACGUCCCCUCAGUAAAACAGUACCCAUGUACAGGAUUUAUGGUGUUUUCAAAAGUUACAGAGUCAAAUAUAAGGCUUGUGUUUCAUUUUUUUCCUACUGAAUUUCACUUUGAAAUUUGCCAGAUUGGUUACAUUGCCUUUGAGACCGUAUGGUAGCCCAGAAAGGAGAUUUACCCCCAUGAUGGCAUACCAUUUGCAAAAGUAGACAACCCAAGGUAUUGCAAAUGGGGUAUGUCUAGUCUUUUUUAUUAGCCACUUAGUCACAAACACUGGCCAAAAUUGGCGUUCAAAUUAAUUUUUUGCACAUUUCACACACAAACAAAUAUUAACACUAACUUUGGCCAGUGUUUGUGACUAAGUGGCUACUAAAAAAGACUGGGUUGCAAUACCUUGGGAUGUCUGCUAUUGCAAAUGGUAUGCCAUCAUGGGGGUAAUUCUCAUUUCUGUGUACAGUAAAAAGCAUGAAGCGCUUUUGUAUUAUGGAGAUUAUAUAAUUAUUCACCUUUGGGAAAUUGAAGGGUGUUCCCUUGCGUGCCAGAAAGAAAUGUGUUGCUAUUUAUAAAAGAUAACCAAACAUAGUAUAGACUGUAUAUAAUUUUACAAAGAUUUAUACAAUAAUAUUUAAACUCACAAACAGAGAGCUAUAGACCCAGCUCUGGUAUAUAUUGUUUCUGGGUCCGUUUAGGCGACCCACCCCUAUUAUCAGAACGAAAUUUCUUGUCCUGCAGGGGGGAAUGAAAGCACACACGAUUGCGCAAUAUUGCUGGUGCUAUUCUUAAUAUACAAAGCAAAUUCCCAAGUGGGUACUUACAAUAACUGGAGUCAUUAUUAGUGACUCAAUUCCACAGCGUUGUGCAGAUUUGGGACUGCACUCCCAUCUGUUAAAAAGAAUUCUGGAACCAGGAUAAAGUCAUAAAAAUAAAAGUUUAAUUUAUUGUAAUAAAGUAUAAAAUAAAACAGGCAACAAUGUCCUUUUAAAAACGGAACAAUGUCCUCUAAAACCGGAACGCGUUUCGCCACUUCACCGUGGCUUCUUCAACCGGAGAAAAUGAUUUCAAAGACCCUUGGUUCCUUAUCCUUCUUAAAUACCGCUAAAAACAGUGGGUGAAGGGUUAAAGCAGGUGUACCUCACACGUUGUUACCACCCACAGGUAGAACGUGUGCGGUCCAUGCCUCCCUCUCACCUCACUAUCAGAGACCGCCAGUACUUUUCCUCUCUGGAAUUGUGUCAGCUGUAUUCGUUUUGUGCUGUGUUCUGUUGUAAAUAUUCAAAGGUCUCUUGAUUUCCCGAAUCCAAUUUAGUGUAUUUCUGGUGUUUAUACCUAUUAGAGAGAUCAUUCUCGUAUUUUCCCUUAGGAUGAUUCAGGUCCAUAUCGGGUAAUAUUAACCCAUUGAUUGCCACAGUCCAUGUUAGUUCAUAUAUAGAUAAAUAGAAGAAACAAACAGAAAAAAAGAAGAAGGUGUUUAACAUUCGUUUUUCUUCAUUAAAAAUCAUUUAUACCUGUCAUGACUUGCUUUGGUGUUUAAUCCAGUAAAAUACCUUGUAGCAACAAGUUAGCAGAAAUUUUUGCAGUAUAUAUAUUCCUAAAAGAAUAUAGCUAUAUUUUUUCUAUAUACUGCAAAAAUUUCUGCUAACUUGUUGCUACAAGGUAUUUUAUUGGAUUAAACACCAAAGUUUUGUCUUUGUUUUAUUUUGAUCAAAACGUGUACGUUUUGCUCAGUCCUUUAGGGGUUAAAUAAAAAAUAAAAUAAAAAAAAAGUUGUCCUAGAUUAGUCGAUCUGUAAAUAAAUGUGUGAUCUGUAGAAAUUUAUAAAAUUCUAAUUAGCACUUAAAUCUGUAAGAGAAGGUAGGGCUUAUCUCUUAAAUAACAACCUCACAGAAGUAAUUCCUUUUACAGUCCCUAUUGAUAAAUGUAAGUCAGGAAUCCAGUCCUGUAAAGUUUGGAUAGGGUCUGCCCUUUAGAUGUCCGACAGGCAACGAAUAUUUCUCACCAGUUGAUGCCACACUUGAAGUGCGUAUCUUGUAGUACAUUACAAUUGUUUAGCUAAUAGAGGGGAUUUAUCUAUCCACAAAGGUAUGUGCUAUGUGUUCAGAAGCUACCACUGCAUCCUCCGUAUCCACCCAUUGUUUUCUAAAUUGACUGGAGCACAAUACAUUUUUUUGGGAAGAAUGGUUGCCUGAUGGCAAUGUACUAGGUGAAGGACACCCAUGCCACCUCUCAACCAAUUACAAUACAAGAUCCCUUUUGCCACUCUUGGUUUUUAUGGCCAUUACACUAGCGCAGUAAUUUACCUUUCUAAUUUAAUUUUUUGUCUUAUCUAGAUGUUUACCCUGACCUAUUUAGCAAUGAUGGCUUUUGCUAUCCCCAACACCCAUUUAGUCUAGAAAAAUAACAUCAGGCGAGUGAAUUAUGACCUCACUAAUCACAUUUUCUUUUUUAUUUAGGAAUCAUCAAAAUGAUGAAAAACCCCAAAGAACACUUCUAGGGGGGAAAUGCUAUCCUGGAGAGAGCAAUCUACAAAAACUUGCUACUUCCAAAGAUGACAAAUUACUUAAUGUUACUCGAAAAGAGGCCAAAAAAACUCGAGAGGCUGCAACUGCCGCAGUUAAGGCCACGGAGGAAAAAGAAACAAAAAAGGAUCAAAAUGCUUCCUGGAGCCACAUAAGGGCUAAGCAAUGGAGCAAGAGCUUGCUUGAUAGCAUAGAUUCAACAAGUAUUUGGAAGCUCAGGUAACUGUUACAUGACACAAGUUAAAGAAAUAAUGCAUUUUCCCCUGUGUAGGUGUAUGUGAAACAGUCUUUUGUUACAAAUAUAACAGAAAGCAAAUCAAAAACAAUAAGUAAAAUGUACAUUAAACCACCUAAAUUCUUAAAUGCCUGCUGUCAGGCCCGGACUGGCCAUCGGGCACACCGGGCAAAUGCCCGGUGGGCCGCGGUGGCCAUGGGCCGAGGCCGGUAGGGGAGGUCCCAGGAUCUCCCCUGCCGGUCUAUGCAGGGCCGGCACUCUCUCAGCGCCGGCCCCGCUUUGUGCCACGACGGGCCGGUGAGGAGAUCAAGGAUCUCCCUGACCGGCCCACAUGCGGCCGCCGGCGGGGAGGGAGGGAGACAGCCAGCCAGGCUGGAGAGAGGACUCGGCGGAGCUCUAACUUGCAGCUCCGCCGGGUUCCUCUCGCGAGAUCUGGCGCGUUGCCAUGGCAACGACCGGAUCUCGCGAGAGUGAACUCUAGCCUCACAGGCUAGAGUUCACUCACCCACGAGGACCACCAGGGAACACUGCCACCCUGCCUGCCAGCGUGCCGGACCCCCCCUCCCAGGCUAAAGGUAAGAAGGGAGGGGGGGACAUAAUGCCUGUUUUUUUUUUUUUAUUUUUUUUAUUUACCCCCCCCCUACACACACACACAAUAACAUUUAUACAGCACUCUCACACCCAUCACACACAGCACUCUCACACCCAUCACACUCACAGCACUCUCUCACACAGCACUUUCACACACAGCACUCUCUCACAGAGCACUCUCACACACACACAGCACUCUCUCACACGGCACUCUCACACCCAUCACUCACACCGCACCCUCACACACACACAUACUGCACCCCUCACAUACACACAGAACCCCCCCAACACACUGCACCACACACAUACACAAUACUUCCAAAUAUAUAUAUGUGUGUGUGUGUGUGUGUGUGUGUGUGUGUAUAUAUAUGUAUAUACACACACACACACACACACACACACACACAACACUCUUAAAGGACCACUCUAGCCACCCAUAACACUUCAGCUUAAUGAAGUGGUCUUGGUGCUAGGUCCUUCUAGGGUUAACCCAUUGUUUUAUAAACAUAGCAGUUUCAGAGAAACUGCUAUGUUUAUCAAUGGGUUAAGCCUUCCCCCAAAGCCUCUAGCAGCUGUCUCAUUGACAGCCGCUAGAGGUGCUUGCGUGCUUUUCACUGUGAAAAUCACAGUGAGAGCACGCAAGCGUCCAUAGGAAAGCAUUAUAAAUGCUUUCCUAUGCGACCGGCUGAAUGCGCGUGCAGCUCUUGCCGCGCGUGCGCAUUCAGCCGACGGGGCGGAUCGGAGGAGGAGAGCUCCCCGCCCGGCGCUGGAAAAGGUAAGUUUUAACCCCUUUCCAGAGCCGGGCUGGAGGGGGUCCCUGAGCCACAUAUGCAUCACAUUACACCACAAACACAACACGACUAAAACCGACCUUAUUACACAAUACCACACCACGACCAGCUCACUCUACACACACGCAAUACCACAAGCAGGCUCCAAACACAUGCACAAUACUCUUUCCUGGCCUUUUGUCUCCUGGUAUCCAUUUAUAGAGACACCAGAGACAAGUUGCAAGGAAACACAGUGCAAGCAUGUUAUUAAAUUUGCUUGCACUGUGCAGAACAAAUACAGGACUUUUUUCUCAUGCUAGAGCUCUUCAGCAGAGCUCUGCGCAUGGUCUGCCCUGGAAGAGCAUUGAACCAACAUGCUCACUUUGAGAGGAGGCGUGUUUGUCAUUGGUGAUGACAAAACACACCUCCUAUGCCCCGCCCCCUUUUUAGUGGGCCGCUGUGUUAAAAAAAUGCCCGGGCCGAAUUUUUCUCCCAGUCCGGCCCUGCCUGCUGUAGUGUCACAAUCAUGUCUCCUACUCUAUGUUCUCUGAAAUAUAUUCUGAGAAUAAACAAACUCAAGAACUCUUUUCUAUCCCCAUUGUACCUUUUAUCUGGACCCAUUUGGGCUUAAUAUCUGACUGUGUUGAUCAUAAGAGGAAGAUUAGUAGGGAGUUGAACUUUAAAAUGUAAAAAAAACUUUCACAAACUUUUUUGUUUUCAAGAAUAUUCAUUGCACAAAUUUGUAAACUGUAUGUUAGAAAGAGUUCUCUCAAGGCUCCAUUAGAGACUACUACCUCUGUCUCUCUAACACUCUAGCCCCCAUUCACAUGACAGGUGUAUAGUCGCCAUUUUGGGCAGUCGGAAUCCAGGACAACAACCCCAUAACCUAACCCAAUAACGCACGGACACUAAGGGAUAUGGGGAAAUUUGUCCACAGCUUUAUUAAGCAAACAAUAAUAAUAACAAUAAUAAUAAUAAUAAUAAUAAUGAUAAUAACUUAACAAGUAAAACAUGGGUCAUUGCCCCCCAUACUUCGCCCUCGCAUCCUAUUCCUUCCAUUAACAUAUAAAGGGCAAUGACCCCCAUAUAAAUAAACAUAUAUAUAUAUAUAACAUACAUCAACAUUAUUCCAAUCGAUGUAAAGUGCCAACCAUCCAUUAGCCACGGCAGGGGUAUACCCGGAUACCCCUACCCCACCAGGUUCUGAGCCACCGACAGGACUCGAAACCUAUCAACCACCGAUGACCACCACUUGUUUGUUUUCCAUUACGUUCAUCCUGGGGAGCCUAUUUCCUUUCCUUCAGCUCCCCAUCCCGCCGCUGUGAAAAAACGGGACAAAACCACGCAUAACAAAACAGGGAGGGUGGGAGGGACAAACUUACCCAGGUAGGAAAUUAGAAUGACUUACCUAAAAUGGCUGCCCAUUUAAAUAACCAAACCUACUUACCCAUAACUCCACUCUCUUGCUUACUUCCUCCUAAGCCCGCCUCCUAACCCCUGUCAGGGCCUUUUUCCGCUUAGCUGCGCCUGGCUACAUGGGGCUACAUGACAGGUGUAUAGUCGCCAUUUUGGGCAGUCGGAAUCCAGGACAACAACCCCAUAACCUAACCCAAUAACGCACGGACACUAAGGGAUAUGGGGAAAUUUGUCCACAGCUUUAUUAAGCAAACAAUAAUAAUAACAAUAAUAAUAAUAAUAAUAAUAACCCCUUAAGGACGGAGCCAAAUGUACACAGUGUGAACGAAACAAAAUGUAAACAAAACCUGGCAUUUGCGCUACAUGUCUGUCCAACCGUAAUACACCUCUUUCAUAGUAAAUGCACCCACCCUUAUUAUAUAUCAUUUUAUUCAGGGGAAACAGGGCUUUCAUUUAAUAUCAAAUAUUUAGCUAUGAAACAUAAUUUAAUAUGAAAAAAUGGGAGAAAAUAAGAUUUUUUUGAUUUUGUUUAGUUCUACAUGACAUUUUAACUGUCAAUGUCAUAAUACUGUUUGCUUUUACUGCAAUAAAAUACACAUAUUUGUAUUCAGCAAAGUCUCACGUGUAAAACAGUACCCCCUAUGUACAGGUUUUAUGGCGUUUUGGGAAGUUACAGGGUCAAAUAUAGCACGCUACAUUUGAAAUUGAAAUUCGCCAGAUUGGUUAUGUUGCCUUUGAGACUGUAUAGUAGCCCGGGAAUGAAAUUUACACCCAUAAUGGCAUACCAUUUGCAAUAGUAGACAACCCAAGGUAUUGCAAAUGGGGUAUGUCCAGUCUUUUUUAGUAGCCAUUUGGCCACAAACACUGGCCAAAGUUAGCGUUAGUAUUUGUUUGUGUGAAAAAUGCAAAAAACGCCAAUUUUGGCCAGUGUUUGUGACUAAGUGGCUACUAAAAAAGACUGGACAUACCCUGUUUGCAAUACCUUGGGUUGUCUACUAUUGCAAAUGGUAUGCCAUCAUAGGGGUAAUUUUAAUUCUUGGGCUACCAUAGGGUCACGAAGGCAACGUAACCAAUCUGGCGAAUUUUAAUGUGAGAAAAAUGAAACACAAGCCUUAUAUUUGACGCUGUAACUUUUGAAAACACCAUAAAACCUGUACAUGAGGGGUACUGUUGUACUCGGGAGACUUCGCUGAACACAAAUAUUUGUGUUUCAAAACAGUAAAAAGUAUUGCAGCAAUAAUAUCAUCCGUGUAAGUGCUGUUUGUGCGUGAAAAAUGCAAAAAACUUUUACUGGUGAUAUCAUUGUUGUAAUACAUUUUACUGUUUUGAAACACUAAUAUUUGUGUUCAGCGAAGUCUCCCGAGUAAAACAGUACCCCCAAUUUACAGGUUUUAUGGUGUCUUGGAAAGUUAUAGGGUUAAAUAUAGUGCUAGCAAAUUAAAUUCCCUAUACUUUCAGGAUGGGUUGUCAGGCAGGUCCCGCUAAUUGUAAUUAAUUAGGAUACCUAAUUAUGUAAAAAUAUUACAUAAAUAUAUGUGUAGAAUUAAUAUAUGUAUAUAUAUACAUAUGUGUAUAUAUACAUAUAUAUAUAAUUUUUUAAAAUAUUUUUAUUUAUAUAUAGGUGUAUAUAUUUAGUGAUAUAUAUGUAUAUAUUUAUGUAUAUAGAUAUAUAUAUUAUUUCGUUCUACGUGUAUUUUGAUAUAAAUAUAUAUAUAUAUUAAUAUCACAAUACAGUUAGAACGAAAUAACAAACAUCUAUAUAUUUUUUUUAUUAUUUAUUUUUAAUUAUUUUUUUAAUUUUAUUUUUUUACGUAUUUACAUUUUUAUAUUAUAUAUAAAUAUAUAUAUAUAUAUAACAAUAAUUAUAUAUAUAUAUAUUUAAUCAGUAUUAGUCUACGUGUAAUUUGAUAGUAAUAUAUAUAUAAAUAAUUAUAUAUAUUAAUAUUUAAAUACACUUCGUGUAUUUGUAAAUGUGUGUGUGUGUGUGUGUAUAUAUAUAUAUACUUAGAUCAUAUAUAUAUAAUAUAUAUGAUCUAAGUAUAUUUUAUAUUUAACUGUAAUUUUUUUUUUUUACUAAUAUUUUAUUUAUUUUUACAGGACAGGGGGCAGAGACAGUGUCAGCCAGUGAUUUUACAUCACUGGCUGACACACAGGAUCAGUGAUCACAGUGACUGCCUGUCACUGUGAUCACCUCCUGCAGAUUGGGUAAUUGGCCACAGGAGGGAGUGCCUGGGUGGUACAAGCACUCCCCCCUUCCAAUCUGCAGGGUGAUCUGUGUGCCAGUUACAUGUGUCGGCCAAUGGGCUGACACAGCGCCAUAUGAUACGCAGUGACAGGCUGUCACUGCGGUCAGUCUUCUGGAUACGCGGUGACAUUGUCACUGCGUCUCAGGAUUAACGAAUCAGGUCACUGACCCCAGGGGGACUGCCUGGGGGUGGGUAAGUCCCCGACGCGUCUGCGCGAGAGGAAAACCCGCUGGCCCGCGUGUGUCAGCGAUUUGAGAAUGCGGCUGACACCGCGUCGCUAUUGAUAGCGGUGACGGCUGUCACUGCGAUCAGUAUUUAGUCAGCGGUCACGCGUACGGAAGUGCGCUGGGGGGUACGACCCGACCAGCGAUCUGCAGCGGGCGAAUAGCGCCGGCCACGUGGGCGGCCAUUAAAGUGAGGGCGUACUAUUACGCCCGCCGGCGUUUAGAGCCGGCUCCUGCAGGGCGUAAUAGUACGCCCUCCGGAUUUAAGGGGAUAACUUAACAAGUAAAACAUGGGUCAUUGCCCCCCAUACUCCGCCCUCGCAUCCUAUUCCUUCCAUUAACAUAUAAAGGGCAAUGACCCCCAUAUAAAUAAACAUAUAUAUAUAUAACAUACAUCAACAUUAUUCCAAUCGAUGUAAAGUGCCAACCAUCCAUUAGCCACGGCAGGGGUAUACCCGGAUACCCCUACCCCACCAGGUUCUGAGCCACCGACAGGACUCGAAACCUAUCAACCACCGAUGACCACCACUUGUUUGUUUUCCAUUACGUUCAUCCUGGGGAGCCUAUUUCCUUUCCUUCAGCUCCCCAUCCCGCCAUAAGCUCAGACCUUGACCCCUUAAGCCGUCUGAGCUCCGCCACCCCGAAGAAACAGCGCCUGCUGCAUACCAACCUGCCAACCCAAGUUGAGCAGAUCCCAACCCACCUCCAAAAGAUGAACCCCGUCCGAGCGGUAGUACCCUGGCAACCCCUCUUCCAACUCGCCGUGCCGUACCACCACGCCCCCCACCUUCCUAACAAAGCUUGCCAUCAAGCUGUUCACUUUCUUCCUGCAUUGAUUGAUCGCCACCGGAUCCCGGCGUGCCGCCACCGACGCCUUGGGACAAUCUCCGACCACACUAACAGAACCCCCGGAAGCAGGUCCCUCAGUUUGUUGAUGUCCUGCUUCAUCCAUUUUACCAACCGUCGUUGCGGCGUAAGGCCCAAGUCGUUACCCCCGGCAUGAAGGACCACCAUGUCCGGCGUUUUCCCGCCUGCAACCAUCCUAAACAUUGCCCCACAAACCUCCCCCCAGCAAAAUACCCGGUACCCAAACCAUCGGACUGCCAACUGGUCCUUCGGAAAGCCCAGCUGCUGGCCCUGUGUUCGAGCUGCGGCCCUCCUCUCGGCCCAGAAGACAAAAGAAUGUCCCACAAUCCAAGCAACCCGUCCUGGGGAGAAGAGGAAACAAACGUGAGGGAAAGGCAAAGGGAAACUCCCCCGUCCAUGCCCGCCCCCGUACCUUAUAUAUACAUAUAUAUAUAUAUAUAUAAACAUAUACAUACACAUACAUGUACACACACUUUUUUUUUUUGAUUAUUAUUCCAAUAAGCCCAACCGUACAUAUGAGCGGAACCGCACCGACUCCCAUCUCCCUAUGCACUUCACGACCUCAUCUCCUAGUCCCAACCGUGCGGCCUCCGUGGCUGCCCCAAUGCGAAAGGAGUGAGUACCAAAACGUCCGGCCGGAAGCCCCAACUUACCUAGUCCGGACCGAAAAACCUUUGUAAACUGAAAUCGGGACAGGGAAGAACCAUCCGCAUGUACCAAGAAGGAACCCCCUACCGCCGGCCUCCGAGCCAUGUACUCCGCCACUGCAGCCACCGGGCACAAUACUGCGCCCGGCAGCGCCCAUAGUGUUACGUACCGACCCACGCCGCGGACGUCUGUUUUGGAUCUACCCAGAUGCACAACCACCUUACCCUCCAAAACACGGACCCCCGAGGCCUGCAGACCCCCGGGCAUGACCCUACUGGCACUCACUAGCUCCCCCACGCGGAACGCCCCGAAGAAUGCCAAGAGAAAAGCCGCCCUGAACAAAGAGACCUCGAACCCGUUGAAACAAAUUUCCGGCAACCGACCCACCAGAUCCCCCAACACCCGUACAGACACCGGACGCCUAGAGGCACAUGACCUGCGGCCCUUUCGAUAACCCUUUAACGCCUGCCGAACUAGGAAGGUCUUGGUCAGAUCCUCCGUCCCGCGCCACCGGAACCAGAAUGCCAUUGCCGCCAUGGACCUGUCGACCACUGCCGGGGACGCCCCCUUUGCCAGCAAUUGACAGGUGUACCACAGAAAAGCGUCCCGCAGCGCAUCCCCACGUAAGCCAUGAUCCAACCCGUCUAAUGACCGUUCCCAAGAGUCCCAGACCUUACUGUAGGAGGCCCAUGUGGCCGGUGCCAGUGAAGCCUUCACAAGUCCCCCAAGCAGGACGCUCCCAGCUGCCAUAUCUCGUCCGGGCAUGCCUGCCCCUCCUUCAAUGCUCCUGGCGCCAUCGUCCAAAAUCGGGACCACUGAAAACGAGACAGAGCGUCAGCCACCUCAUUCAGGUACCCAGGGACAUGACGCGCGCGAAACACAACAUUCCGUGACAUACACAUUAACACAAAGCGCCGCAGCAACCUAACCACCGGCUUAGAGGCAGCCGAUUGAUUAUUCACCGCGUGCACCACCGCCAUGUUGUCCAAGAAAAAGACCACUUUCUGAUCCCGGAGCCCCUCGCCCCACAGUGCCAUUGCAACGACCAACGGGAAUAAUUCCAGAAAAGCCAGGUUGCGCAUGACCGGGCUGGACCCCCAUGUCUCCGGCCACCGCUCCGCGCACCAUCUCCCGCCGAAGUAGGCUCCGAAGCCCACACUACCCGACGCAUCCGUGAAGAGCUCCAGCUCCGCCGCCGACUUACCCGCCUGCCGGAAAAACACCGUCCCGUUGAAAUCCUGCAGGAAGGCAUCCCAAACGCCCAAAUCAGCCCUCAUGGCUGCCGACACCCAUAUGAAGUGGUGUGGGGAUCGAACCCCUGCCGUAGCAGCCGCCAGGCUGCGGCUGAAAACCCUCCCCAUAGGAAUUACACGGCAUGCAAAGUUCAGCAUCCCGAUCAGUGACUGCAGUUGCCGCAGCGUAACCUUGCGCGCAACGGCCACCGCAGCCACUGCCUCCCUGAGCCCCUCCAGCUUGUCCCGAGGCAGCCGGCAUUCACCCAAGAUUGAAUCUAUUUCCAACCCCAGGAAACUAAGGCACGUCGCCGGGCCCUCCGUCUUAUCCGCUGCCAGCGGCACCCCGAAGUGGCCCGCCACCCAUUCCAUGGUCCUAAGCAGUUGCUGGCAUGCCGAGGAGGCAGCCGGCCCCACGCAAAAGAAAUCGUCCAAGUAGUGCACUACUGAACGGCUCCCCGCCUCCACCCGCACCACCCAUUCGAGAAAAGUACUAAAUUUCUCGAAAUAGGAGCAUGAAAUGGAACAGCCCAUAGGGAGGCACAAGUCCACGAAAUAUUUCCCCUCGAAAAAACAUCCCAGCAGGUGGUGACAGUCCGGGUGGACCGGCAGCAGCUGAAACGCCGCCUCAACAUCCACUUUAGCCAUAAGCGCCCCAUGCCCGGCCCGUUUAACCAGCUCGACCGCCCGGUCGAAUGAUGCAUACGAGACCGAGCACAAGUCCUUAUCAAUACCGUCAUUCACUGACUCCCCUUUUGGGUAGGAGAGGUGGUGAAUGAGCCGGAACUUCCCCGGCUCCUUCUUUGGCACCACCCCGAGAGGGGAAACCCGGAGGCCCUCCAAUGGGGGUACCGUAAACUGGCCCGCCAUCCGCCCUAGCGCAACCUCCUUGUCUAGUUUUUCCCGUACCACCCCCGGGAAAUCCGCCACCGACUUCAGGUUGCACAACCCCCCCGAUCCCCCCCGCUCCCGGAAGGGGAUAAAGAAGCCCCGCCCGAAGCCUUCCCGAAGUACCGAGGCAUCAGCCCUGUUACCGUAGCGGCUUAGCCACGGCUCCAUCGCGUCUAGCCUCAUCGGUGUGAAGCCCCGGGGCAGGGGAAGCACUCCCUCCGGCCCCGGUGGCCGCUCCGGCGGUUCCCGCCUUCCCUUUUUUGAAACAGCGAUUGAGCCCAUGAGCACCCCCGCAACCGGAGCACUCAUGCUUAAAUCGACACGCAUUUCCCCAUUUGCACUGGCCCUCAUUGUAGAGCCAGCAGAAGCCCUUUUGUAAAGCGGCCGACGAGGCGGACUGCCCCUUCGCGCCGGCCGAGUUUGGAAAGGGCUGAGCCAUCAUUAGCUUCAUCCAGAGAGGCAGAUCCAUCUGAUCCCACCUCAUACCCGGGUUAGCCGCCAGUCGCUGCCUAAACUGUUCAUCGUACCGCCACCAUGCCAGCCCCCCAUAGGUGCGGUAUGCUUCCCAAAUGCCGUCCAAGUAGCAAAACAGGGACGAGCAUAAUCCCGGCGAUUUUUCACCGAGCACGCUGGCCAGCACGCAAAACGCCCUUAACCAGUUACCAAAGGAUUUUGGAAUCUUGCGAUACCGCUUCCUCUUCUCCUCCUCCUCCUUCUUCUCAUCCUUUUUAUCCUCCUCUUUGAGGUCAAUAAAGUCCUCCAAGGGGAGCAGGGAGAAGAUCUCGCAAAACUCACCUUUCCAGAGCUUCUCUUUCACGUCCUGUUUCAGAUGAACCCCCAGGGGGCCCGCAAAUGAGACGUACGCGUGCUGCCUCGCCGCGUCCGGAAUACCCCCGGCCAGUUCCGCCCUGUCACUCCCGGCCGCCAUCGCCUCGGGCGCCACCCCCACGUCCCCGCCCGAGCUAAGCCCCACGGAAACCCCACUAGGACCAGGGACCCGACCAACGCCGCCCCCCGUGUCACCCCCCGCCCCCAGUGAGUGGAGCAGUGCUUGAAGUGUGCUAACUAAGGAGCUGGAGUGUAGUGACCCACAAGACUCACCGGCCGAGCCCCCUGAUACUGGAGCGGCAGGGGCUGCGUCGUCGACUGCCCGAUGUCCAGGGAGAGCGACUCCCGCCGAUACCUCGCCAACCGGGGAGCCAAACCGGUGCCUUGCCCGUGUCGAUAUGGAACGGCUCCGUGACCUGAAAAGAGGAGAAGAGGUCCUGGGUAGGGUGCACUGAGUACUCGCUUCCCCCCCGUCCCGACCCUGGGAGCGCUUGCCCAUUGCCGAGGCCUCCCGCUGCGCCCCACGUGCGCGCUGCGCGCGGGAGCCCCUAGGGCUACGGCUCCUCCUGUCCCCUCCUGGCAACCGUCCCCGCCGACCACCCCUGGGGACGCUAGCCCUGCUCUCCCCUGAGCUUCCUGACAUGGAGCGGCGCUGCCGGGACCUCCCCCUCCUCCCCCUGGGCUCUAAGUCCCGAACCGGAGAGGGACUACCACUACUAGACCCUGAACCAGACCCCCCCUCCUACUACCCUGCACCCCCAAACGCUCACCCUUCCAGCGAGAGCCCGACCCCCCACCUGAACUGGCUCCCAGACUAAGGGGACCCGGACCCCACUCAACUAGACUGGCCCCCCCAACCCCUAAACCAGGCCUACCCGACCCUACCAGCACCGGCCUAGCCCCAGAACCCAAGGAGGUCCCCCUCCCCCUACCAGGUGAGCCCAGCAGUCCCUCCUCACCCACAGCCCCCCCACCCCUACCACUACUCCCCCCACCUAUGACCCCUGUGCCCCCCCCAUCCAUCACCCGCGAUCCCUGGGAGGCCUUCCCGCCCCCCACUUGGGCCCUCCGCCCUCCACCCCCUGUCAGGACCCCCCCAGCACUUCUCCCGCCAAGGGGGCCCCGGCCGGAGCCCCCUGCACUUGCCUUUGGGGCCGGGAACCGGCCACGUGUCCUCCCGGUCCCGGCCCCGCCGACCUCCGCCUCCGACGGGGUGGGCGCCCUCCCGGGCCGCACCUCCAUGCCGCCCGCUCCUCCCGACCGUCCCCCCGGCGCUGGGCCCCGGCCUGCUGUCGCCCGCACCGGAGCCUCCCGGACCACCAGGGACGUCUUCACCGGGUCCCCCACCCGGGCUUAGUCUCUCCGGGGGCCUCCUGGCCCGAACAGGCCUGCCACCGCCGCCGUCCCGGUUCGCCGCCUCCGCCAGGGCCGGGCCUAGCUGGGCCCUCAGCCAGUCAGCCCCCUGGUGCCUCGCCGCCGACCGGAUCCCCUCCAGCAGUCGCUCCACUUCGUCCAUCGGCCCUGCAGGGAGACAAAAGAAGAAAAAACCCUACCAAGCCAAAUCUGUGCCCACAGGAGCGAACACAAACUUAACCAGGUAGGAAAUUAGAAUGACUUACCUAAAAUGGCUGCCCAUUUAAAUAACCAAACCUACUUACCCAUAACUCCACUCUCUUGCUUACUUCCUCCUAAGCCCGACUCCUAACCCCUGUCAAGGCCUUUUUCCGCUUAGCUGCGCCUGGCUACAUGGGGCUACAAUAUAGUAAGUUAACAUAGCUCUAUGAUACCCAGCCCAAGUUGGCUCUUCUCACCUUAAUUGCUGCUGGCAGGCUGGUUGCUGUGACUGGUUGGCUGCUGGCAGGCUGGAUGCUGUGACCGGCUGGCUAGCUGCUGUGGCCGGUUUGCUGACAGGCCUCUUUCUUCUCCCAGCAGGCAUCUGUUUCUCCUCCAACCCCUUUGUAUGUCUGUUUUUGCCUUCCUCAGCCCAUCUGUGUGUCUUUGUUCCCCCCAGCCCCAAUUUAUGUCUUAGUGCCUCCCAGCCCCUGUGGGUGUCUGUGCCCCUCUUUUGUUGCCCCCCCUCCUGUGCCCUUCUUUUCACACCCUCCCCUCUUGUGCUGCUCUUCCCCCCGAGUCCUCUCUUGUGUACUUCUUUGGACCUCCCUCCUCCCCUCCUGUGCCCUCUUUUGCUCCACUUCCCAUCCGUGCCUUUUUUGGAUAGGGUCUGUCCUUAAAAUGCCUGACAGACAAGGAAUAUUUCUUGCCAGUUGAUGUAGUAUGUUACAAGUGUUUAGCUAAUAAAGGGGACUUAUCUGCCCACAGCUUAUGUGCUAUGCAUCGAGGGGCUACCGCUGCAUCCUCUAUAUCUACCUUUCUAAAUUGACUGGAGCACAAUAAGAGCAUUUAGGAAAGAAUGGUUGCCUGGUGGCAAUGUACUAAGGGAGAGACACCCAUGCCACCUCUCAAUCUAUUACAAUGUAAGAUGCUUUUUGCCACUGCAGGUUUUUAUGGCCAUUAAACUGGCACAGUAUUUUAAUUUUUGUCUUAUCUAGAUGUUUACCCUAAUUUAUAGCAUUUAUAGCUUUUCCUGUCCCCAACACCCACUUCUUCCAGAAAAAAACAUCAAGUGAGUGAAUAAUUACUUCACUAAUCACAUUUUCUUUCUUAAUUAGGAAUCAUCAAAGUGAUGAAAAACCCCAAAGAACACCUCUAGGUGGAAAGUGGUAUCCUGGACAGAGUGAUGGGUAUGUACAAAUAGAUCUACAACCUCAUUAUUCUGAUACUUCCAAAGAUGACAAAAUACACCAUGUUACUCCAACAGAGGCCAAAACAACUCAAGAGCAUGCAACAGCCCUAGUUAAGACUGUGGAGGAAAAUUAA
This is a messenger RNA of Pelobates cultripes (western spadefoot toad), 19549 nucleotides long. The record is from the annotation of a GenBank genome assembly. Lineage: Eukaryota; Metazoa; Chordata; Amphibia; Anura; Pelobatidae.